This is a messenger RNA of Andrographis paniculata, 566 nucleotides long. RefSeq names its product photosystem II 5 kDa protein, chloroplastic-like. The coding region runs from base 105 to 422 and encodes 105 amino acids. The transcript has a single exon. The record is from RefSeq and is a predicted model, not a curated record. NCBI's taxonomy places the organism in Eukaryota, Viridiplantae, Streptophyta, Magnoliopsida, Lamiales, Acanthaceae.
CUCUGGAUAAGAAAAAUGGAUCACUUGUCCAUGAAAGCACUAUAUCCUUUUCUCUAACCGAAUCCUCCACCACCACUACCAAAUCAAUCCACCCACCCAUCGCAAUGGCUUCCAUUACCGCCGCCGCCGCCGCUUUCUUGGCCGUCCCCACCGCCGGCAAGAAGCAGCAACUCCCCGCCACCGCCCGACGCGCCGCCGUGUUAGUCAGGGCCUCCAACAACUCCGACAGAGCGGACACGUCCAAUGACGAGAGGAACAACAACACAAGGAGGGACCUGAUGUUCGCGGCGGCGGCGGCCGCCGCCUGCGCCGUGGCCGGAGUCGCCAUGGCGGAGGAGCCGAAGCGCGGCACCGCCGAGGCCAGAAAGAAGUAUGCUCCUAUCUGUGUCACCAUGCCCACUGCUCGCGUAUGUCACAACUGACACAAUUCCGCCAUUGCUGCGUCUUGCUUCUUCACUUCAAUUCAAUCACUCCUGCAAUUACAUAUAUAUAUAUAUAUAUAUAUAUAUAUGUCGAUGUAAAAUCCUAUUCUUGCUGGUAAUGAAUGCAUCGUCUCUUGCAUAUCA